This is a messenger RNA of Penicillium hordei, 1053 nucleotides long. Its product is annotated as glycosyltransferase family protein. The transcript has 2 exons. The record is from RefSeq and is a predicted model, not a curated record. NCBI's taxonomy places the organism in Eukaryota, Fungi, Ascomycota, Eurotiomycetes, Eurotiales, Aspergillaceae. The coding region runs from base 1 to 1053 and encodes 350 amino acids. Gene Ontology annotation, cellular component: mitochondrial outer membrane; endoplasmic reticulum membrane; lipid droplet. Gene Ontology annotation, molecular function: 3-beta-hydroxysteroid 3-dehydrogenase (NADP+) activity.
AUGAGUACACCACUUACAGAAACGGUUAUUAUUACCGGUGGAAAUGGGUUGUUGGGCUCAGAGAUCGUUAUUGAGAUUGCGAAGAAGCAACCUUUCGUUCAUCUAUUAUUGACUGCAAGAGAUAUAAAGACCGACGAUGUCCGCGAACUGAUGGGGAAGAUCCGCUUGAUCGGCCCCAGGUCGAUCGAGGUUCUUGCUCUUGAUCUGACCGAUUUGACAUCCGUCGCAUCGUUCGCCAAAGCCACCGUCCAUCGGGUUCGCUUCAGAGACAUUCCGCCUGUAACCAGUCUAAUUCACUCUGCCGUUGCUACAUCUUACGUUAUUGAUGAUCUCACAUCAGAUGGCUAUGACCCUGUGUAUCAGACAAAUUGUUUAUCUCCAUUUUCAUUGACUAUUGGACUGCUCGAGGCUUUCCGGGCUGGAGAUGGUACACCAAAGGGCGGAGCUAAGGUGAUCAACAUCGGCUGUUCGGCGAUAUCUUCCGGAAGAUUGGAUUAUUUCGAUCUCGACCAUGGAAGAAACGGAAGGCGACCGGGAACUGCGCUGAGCGCAAAGGAAGAGAACGUUCGUCUUGGGAGCAGCAAGUUAAUGGCCAGUGUUGCAUUAUAUGCAUUGAGGCGGAGCUUGAUCUGGACCGGUAAUAUAUCGCUCGAUAUCUUCACCUUGGAUCCAGGAGGCAUGACUGGCCAGAGCACUCUGCGGACCGGGGCCCCUAUGUCGGUCAGAGUCGCACACCAAACUCGGUCCGGACUUCGGCCAUUCCUGCGCAUGGUAUCCCGAAGCUCCAUGAAUAAGGCCAGUGUUCCAGCCAAGGCGGUUGCUAGAGUUGCAUUCCACAUCGACGCGGUGGAGAACUGGCAAAAGGAACGCUACUUUAUUCUCGACAGCGAUUACGAGGCCGCAUCCGUCUUGCCGAGCUUGCGUGAUGGGGAAAAAGUGAACAAACUAUUAAUGCAGAUGAUGCAAAUGAUUGAAGUGGAAACGAAGGAGAUGGAUUCGCCUCCUCUUCGACCUCGUUUGACCAUGAUCUCGCCUCCUACACUUACACUAUGA